Macrosiphum euphorbiae (potato aphid) is the source of this 990-nucleotide messenger RNA. NCBI's taxonomy places the organism in Eukaryota, Metazoa, Arthropoda, Insecta, Hemiptera, Aphididae. The record is from the annotation of a GenBank genome assembly.
AUGUUGAAGUUUACAGGUCAAAAGUUAGCGUUGUUGUCUGAUUACAAUAUGUUGUUAAUGUUUGAGAAUGGUAUUCGUGGUGGAUUGGUGCAGGCGUGUAUGCGGCACGCGAAGGCGAACAAUGUGAAGACACCGGGUUAUGACAAGACUAAGGAGAAAUCGUGGAUUAUAUAUCAGGAUUGUAACAACUUGUACGGGUGGGCAAUGUCAGAGUACAUGCCGUACGGUGGGUUCAACUGGGUUGAACCCAGUUUAGAUGGAUUGAAUGAGAUGAAGGCGAAAUCUGGUAAAGGACGAGUAAACCUACAGCAGGCUAUAGAGAAUGGUUUAAUAGUUGAAAAGGUACACAGAGUUUUAGAGUUCGAUCAGUCGGAUUGGUUGUCAAAAUAUAUUAACCUGAAUACAGAGAUGAGGAAGAAGGCGAAAAAUGAGUUUGAAAAAGAUUUUUUUAAAUUAAUGAACAAUGCAGUAUUUGGGAAAACUAUGCAAUCGAAAAGGAAGGAAAUGAAGAUGGAGUUAGUGUCAUGUGAGACACGAUUACAAAAACUUAUUAAUAAAACGACAUUUAAGCAUGUGACUAGCUAUAGUGAAAACCUGAACGCGGUCGCACUGGAAAACAAGAUCAUUACUUUUGACAAACCUAUAUAUAUUGGAUUUGCUGUACUUGAUAUUUCCAAGACGAUGAUGUACGAUUAUCAUUAUAAUGUUAUGAAGAAACAUUAUAAUGAUAAUAUCGAGCUUAUGUAUACUGAUACUGAUUCAUUGAUAUACCUUAUUAAAACCGACGACUUCUAUAAAGACUUACUUGACAACUCUAACUUGUUGAAUAGAGUAGACACAUCUGACUUGUCUUCUAGUCAUCCGGAAUAUGAACCUGGAGAAACUAUGGAGUGGUCAGAACUUGAUUUUGAGGUUGAUGGCGAAGGACGUAAAUGGUCAGAUUUUGAUAAAAGUUUUAUGAUAGAGUUUCUUAAGUACAAUACUAAAUAA